Messenger RNA from Tupaia belangeri chinensis (Chinese tree shrew), 1441 nucleotides. RefSeq names its product SET and MYND domain containing 2 (gene SMYD2). NCBI's taxonomy places the organism in Eukaryota, Metazoa, Chordata, Mammalia, Scandentia, Tupaiidae. The record is from RefSeq and is a predicted model, not a curated record. Gene Ontology annotation, cellular component: nucleus. Gene Ontology annotation, molecular function: histone methyltransferase activity; protein binding; protein-lysine N-methyltransferase activity.
GAAAGAAGGAUUGUCCAAAUGUGGAAGAUGCAAGCAGGCAUUUUACUGCAAUGUGGAGUGUCAGAAAGAAGAUUGGCCCAUGCACAAACUGGAAUGCUCUCCCAUGGUUGUUUUUGGAGAAAACUGGAAUCCCUCUGAGACUGUAAGGCUGACUGCAAGGAUUCUGGCCAAACAGAAAACCCACCCAGAGAGAACGCCUUCAGAGAAAUUGUUAGCUGUGAAGGAGUUUGAGUCACAUCUGGAUAAGUUAGACAAUGAGAAGAAGGAUUUGAUUCAGAGUGACAUUGCUGCACUCCGCCACUUCUACUCCAAGCACCUCGAGUUCCCUGACAACGAUAACCUAGUAGUACUCUUUGCACAGGUUAACUGUAAUGGCUUCACGAUUGAAGAUGAAGAACUUUCUCAUUUGGGAUCAGCAAUAUUUCCUGAUGUUGCUCUGAUGAAUCAUAGCUGUUGUCCCAAUGUCAUUGUGACCUACAGAGGGACCCUGGCAGAAGUAAGAGCCGUACACGAAAUCAGCCCUGGAGAGGAGGUUUUCACCAGCUAUAUUGACCUCCUGUACCCAACAGAAGAUAGGAACGACCGGUUACGGGAUUCUUACUUCUUCACCUGUGAGUGCCACGAGUGCACCACCAAAGACAAGGAUAAGGCCAAGGUGGAAAUCCGGAAGCUCAAUGAUCCCCCAAAGGCAGAAGCCAUCCGUGACAUGGUCAGAUAUGCACGCAAUGUCAUUGAGGAGUUCCGGAGAGCCAAGCACUACAAAUCCCCUAGUGAGUUGCUGGAGAUUUGCGAGCUCAGCCAGGAGAAGAUGAGCUCCGUGUUCGAGGACAGCAACGUGUACAUGCUGCACAUGAUGUACCAGGCCAUGGGCGUCUGCUUGUACAUGCAGGACUGGGAAGGAGCCCUGCGAUACGGACAGAGAAUCAUUAAGCCCUACAGCAAGCACUACCCACUGUACUCCCUCAACGUGGCCUCCAUGUGGUUGAAGCUAGGAAGACUGUACAUGGGCCUGGAAAACAAAGCCGCAGGAGAGCGAGCCCUGAAGAAGGCCAUUGCGAUCAUGGAAGUAGCUCACGGCAAAGAUCAUCCAUAUAUUUCUGAGAUCAAACAAGAAAUUGAAAGCCACUGAAACUACGCAACAUGGCAGAUUCCAUUUCUAGUUCGAACACCUUAUAGGAUUGGAAUAUUUCAAAUCUUGCACAUCACUCUCACAUUUCUGUAAAAAUAAUUGGAAUGAUAACACUUGCACUUAAGCCCUGCUUAUCCCAUAUUUGGUUGGUCUUCAUCUUUAACCUUAAUAUCAAAACAAAUUUUUUUUUGUAAGAUUGGCAUGGUUUCAAAUGUUCGUUUGGACAGAUUGCAUUUUUAAAAUGCACUUAUAUUUUUCCUUCAUGCCUAUUGUAAUGUUCUGAACAAACUUGAAUGAUGAUAGAAAAUUAAA